Messenger RNA from Ziziphus jujuba (common jujube), 734 nucleotides. Its product is annotated as ATP synthase subunit alpha, chloroplastic-like. Gene Ontology annotation, molecular function: ADP binding; proton-transporting ATP synthase activity, rotational mechanism; ATP binding. The record is from RefSeq and is a predicted model, not a curated record. The transcript has a single exon. Lineage: Eukaryota; Viridiplantae; Streptophyta; Magnoliopsida; Rosales; Rhamnaceae. Gene Ontology annotation, biological process: proton transmembrane transport; proton motive force-driven ATP synthesis. Bases 294 to 734 code for a protein of 146 amino acids.
UUGAAUUUGAUUAAUUCAACUUAUAAAACCUUGGAACAAUUAGAAAAUUACAAAAAUGAAACCAUUAAUUUUGAACAACAAAAAGCUAUUAAUCAAGUUCAACAACAGGUUUUCCAACAAGCCUUACAAGGAGCUCUAGGAACUCUGAAUAGUUGUUUGAACACCGAGUUACAUUUACGUACCAUCAAUACUAAUAUUGGCAUGUUUGGAACGAUGAAAGAAAUAAAGGGUUAGUCUUUCUACUGCAGGCAUUAUUUUUCUUUCAAACAAAAAUAAAGAAUUAAGAAAUACUCAUGGUAACUAUUCGAGCAGAUGAAAUUAGUAACAUUAUUCGUGAACAUAUUGAGCAAUAUAAUAGAGAAGUAAAGUUUUUAAAUACCGGUACUGUACUCCAAGUAGGCGACGACAUUGCUCGUAUUUAUGGUCUUGAUGAAGUAAUGGCGGGGGAAUUAGUAGAAUUUGAAGAAGGUACGAUAGGCAUUGCUCUGAAUUUGGAAUCAAAUAAUGUCGGUGUUGUAUUAAUGGGUGACGGUUUGAUGAUACAAGAGGGAAGUUCUGUAAAAGCAACAGGAAGAAUUGCUCAGAUCCAGGUAAGUGAGGCUUUUUUGGGCCGUGUUAUAAAUGCUCUGGCUAAACCUAUUGAUGGUCGAGGUGAAAUUUCAGCUUCUGAAUCCCGGUUAAUUGAAUCUCCCACCCCGGGUAUUAUUUCGAGACGUUCGGGAGAUUAUCCAUAG